Messenger RNA from Acomys russatus (golden spiny mouse), 1744 nucleotides. It is a transcript of the gene Shisa2, whose product is annotated as shisa family member 2. Gene Ontology annotation, cellular component: endoplasmic reticulum. The transcript has 2 exons. Bases 812 to 1699 code for a protein of 295 amino acids. Gene Ontology annotation, biological process: negative regulation of fibroblast growth factor receptor signaling pathway; negative regulation of Wnt signaling pathway. The record is from RefSeq and is a predicted model, not a curated record. Lineage: Eukaryota; Metazoa; Chordata; Mammalia; Rodentia; Muridae.
GCGCAGGGGAGCCACCAGCCCCUCUUAAGAGGGGAACCUUGCGCGCAGCCUGGCAGUCGGAGCUGGCCGGUGGCUCUGCCAGGCGAGCGUGGGGUAGCCGCUCGCUCCUCUGCUCCCGUAGCCCGAGGGACUGAAACUUCCGUGGGCGGCUCCCACCGCAGCGUACUGCUCGGGGCGCACCAGCGACGGGGGAGAGGGAGACCGGACGCGAGCUCCAGCAGGAGCCGGGGCGGGCAGCCCGCUGGCCCCGCGCCCAGCAGCAGCCGCGGCUGCCGCCAGCCGGGCGGGCUCCGGGACUGCAGGGGAGGUGCGGACACUCGCAGCGUCCGGAAACGGUGGCCAGAGCCAUGAGGACCGAGCACGGAGCUGGCGGAGGCAGAGCGCAGCCAGCCGCUGCGCUUGCCGCCGGGAGCUCUGCAUGCACUGCCCUUCUCCUUCGCUGCUUCUCGCCCCGGAGGUGAAUACAAGGGAAAGCGCACCCCUCCUUCGCCGGACCCCGACGCUGAAGCGCUCCAGCCGCGCGACCUGGCUCUUGGUCCGUAGCGGGGCUGUCCCCUGGGGCAUGCACAAGGAAGGUCGGAUCGCAAGCCAAGACUCCAGGAUCGUUCCUUCUGUGGUGCUCCAGUGAAGGCCGAGCCUAGCGGGGACCGGGUCACUUGCUAGGUGGGAUGACUUAGACCCUAACUCUGCAGCCUGGGCUUCGAGACAGAGGGGAGUGGCUCUCACGGAAAGCUUCUGGGGUCGCCGAGUCAUAACUUCUUGGGGGAGAUCUGUGUCCUCUAGACACAUCACCGGUGCCCAGAGCAGUGCCAUGUGGGGCGGACGCUGCUUCCCUUCCACCUCUUCAGGGCACCGCGCGUCGCUGCUACAGCUGCUGCUGGCCGGGCUGCUGGCGGCGGGGGCGCGGGCCAGCGGCGAGUACUGCCACGGCUGGCUGGACGCGCAGGGCGUCUGGCGCAUCGGCUUCCAGUGCCCUGAGCGCUUCGACGGCGGCGACGCCACCAUCUGCUGUGGCAGCUGCGCGCUGCGCUACUGCUGCUCCAGCGCAGAAGCGCGCUUGGAUCAGGGAGGCUGCGACAACGACCGCCAGCAGGGUGUAGGGGAGCCCGGCCGGACAGACCGAGAAGGCCCAGACAGCUCGGCAGUCCCCAUCUACGUGCCCUUUCUUAUCGUUGGCUCUGUGUUUGUCGCCUUCAUCAUCCUCGGGUCCCUCGUCGCAGCGUGCUGUUGCAGGUGUCUGAGGCCGAAGCAGGACCCUCAGCAGAGCAGAGCCCCAGGGGGCAACCGCCUGAUGGAGACCAUUCCCAUGAUCCCCAGUGCCAGUACUUCGCGGGGCUCCUCCUCUCGUCAGUCCAGCACCGCUGCCAGUUCCAGCUCCAGUGCGAAUUCGGGGGCCCGGGCUCCCCCAACAAGGUCACAGACCAACUGCUGCUUGCCCGAGGGAACUAUGAACAACGUGUACGUCAACAUGCCCACCAAUUUCUCCGUACUGAACUGUCAGCAGGCCACCCAGAUCGUACCCCACCAAGGGCAGUACCUGCAUACCCCGUAUGUGGGGUACGCGGUGCAGCACGACUCUGUGCCCAUGACGCCAGUGCCCCCGUUCAUGGAUGGCCUGCAGCCCGGCUACAGACCAGUGCAGCCCCCCUUUGCCCACACUAACAGUGAGCAGAAGAUGUACCCCGCGGUGACUGUAUAGCCUGCAGGUCACCCAGUUAGACUCCUGUACGAGACUGCGCAAAAC